Messenger RNA from Zophobas morio, 2469 nucleotides. RefSeq lists its product as uncharacterized. The coding region runs from base 1 to 2469 and encodes 822 amino acids. The record is from RefSeq and is a predicted model, not a curated record. NCBI's taxonomy places the organism in Eukaryota, Metazoa, Arthropoda, Insecta, Coleoptera, Tenebrionidae. The transcript is spliced from 3 exons.
AUGCAGAUUAUCCGGUCUACAUCAACCAGUAGCAAGAGCAGAGGAGGAGGAGUUCUGAUUGCAGUUUUGAACACCUUUCAGUCAGAAGUUAUUGACUACGACUUGUACUCAACUCGUGAAGAAAUAUGGGUAGUAAUUUACAUAAAUGGGUCAAAUAAAAUGCUGUUAGGAGCUGUCUACAUACCACCGGACUCGAACACAGCAGUGUAUGAAGAACACGCUUCAUUUGUCGAACAUUUGACGUCCGAUUACAACGAGGACAUAGUUUGUAUUGUGGGUGAUUACAAUCUACCAGGUCUAGAAUGGUGUGUCGCUCCUGAUGGUGAUGGCUUUGUGCCGCUUGGAGUUAGUAAAGACGUGGAGCAGAGUGUCUGCGACGGAUUUUCAUAUUGCAGUCUUUCACAACUUAAUAACAUUAAGAAUGAUAAAGGUACAGUUUUGGACUUGGUUUUUUCAAACUGGUCCACCACACUCGUUCAACAAUGUGAGCCCUUGAUCAAUCCGGAUGUGUUCCAUCCGGCCUUAUCCAUUCACUUUGAUAUUCUAGGUGAUGACACUCUUAAUGAUCCAUUGAAUAUUUGUUUAGAUUUUAGAAAUGCCCAGUACGAUAGAAUUAUCGACAAUUUGUUUAGCUAUAAUUGGUCCAUUUUGAAUGAACAGAGUUGUAUCAAUCAAACUGUUGAGUUGUUCUAUGAUUUUCUUUAUAGACUUAUUGACUGUUACGUUGCAAGUAAACUUCCACAUAAAAUUAGUUGGCCCAAAUGGAUUAGUGAUCAAUCAAAAUGUUUAAUCAAACAAAAGAAAUUUGCCUACAAGAAAUUUAAAAUUUCCAACCUACAGUCCGAUUAUAAUAUUUUUGUAAAUUUACGCAAAGCAUGUAAAAAAUCGGUUCUAAACGACAGAGAGCUUUACAUUAAAAAAGUUGAAAAUGAUGUGGUAAAUGAUAGUAAAAGUUUCUGGCACUUUGUAAACGAAACCAAGAAUGAUAGACAUACUAUGCCUUCUUUACUUCAUCUCGAGGACGUUCAAGCGGCAGAAGGUCAGGACAUUGCUAACUUAUUUGCAACGUUCUUUCAGUCAAAUUAUUCUAAUCUCUCUGCUACUUCUGACUAUGUACGAGAACCCCAGGGUUAUUUAUUAGAUGUUAGCAAUUUUGUUAUUACGGUUGAAGAUAUUGUAAAUAAAAUCCGCACUUUAAAUGAUAAGACCAGUGCCGGGCCUGAUAAAAUCCCCGUAGUUUUUUUGAAAGCGUGUGCAGAAUCGUUAGCGUAUCCCCUUUAUGUGAUAUUUAAUAAAACUAUACAAUUAUCACAAUUUCCCAAAGUCUGGAAACAGUCUUAUGUAGUUCCAAUACACAAGGGUAACUCUAAAUCAGAUGUCAAGAAUUACAGGGGUGUUUCUAUUAUUUCAGCUAUACCAAAAUUAUUUGAAGCUAUUAUUUGUGAUAAAUUGCAGAAAAUUACAAAAAAUUUUAUAAUGGAGGAACAGCAUGGCUUCUGUAAGGGUAAAUCUACCAGCUCCAACUUAUACAAAUUUGUUAACUUCGUAAGUACUGCGUUAGAAGAUGGUAACGAAGUAGACACUAUCUACACAGACCUAACCAAAGCGUUUGACAGAGUCAAUAUCAAUAUACUAGUAUCUAAACUGCACGCAGCUGGUAUCAGGGAUCCUCUCUUAUCAUGGAUAGCCUCAUACUUAUUAGAACGAGAACAAAUUGUCAAGGUAAAGGGAUUUUUUUCACAAAAUAUUAAAGUAACCUCAGGCGUCCCACAAGGGUCUCAUUUGGGACCUUUACUUUUCAAUAUAUAUAUAAAUGAUCUUAAAGAGUUUAUAGAUAAGACGGGAUGGAUUUCUAAAGAGCUGGAUGGAUUUGUUGCCUGGUGUAAAAUAAACGGUUUAGAAAUUAACAUAAGCAAAUGUAAAAUCUUAAGGUUUUCAUGCAAAAAAAUGCGCAUGCUGUUUGACUAUAUCAUUGAAGGUAAUAAAUUGGAGCAUGUCGAUGUUUUCUGUGAUUUAGGUGUAUAUUUUGACAGGUCUCUAAGUUAUUCACAGCAUGUGGAUGAUGUUGUCAAUAAAUGUAAUAAGCGUCUAGGUUUCAUAACCAGAAUUACUAAAGAGUUCUCUAAUACGCGACCAAUCAUUAUAUUAUAUGUUAGUUUCAUACGAUCGUUGCUUGAUUAUGGGUCAGUCAUAUGGACACCUAAUUAUAAGACUGCUAAAAAGCGAUUAGAACGCUUACAAAUGAAAAUAAUAAAGACCCUAGCAUUCAAAUCUAACAUAGAUUACAACAACAGCGAUUACGUAAAACUUUUAGAAUAUUUUGGUAUACCUGCGAUAGAAAGACGACACAAAUAUCUUGAUAUAUGCUUUGCCUUUAAUCUAUUAAACAAUCAUAUUGACUGCCCCAGUAUACUGGAACAAUUUUAUCUACACGUGCCAAGCUAUUCGAUUAUGCAAACUAUUAAAUGA